This is a messenger RNA of Oryzias melastigma (Indian medaka), 3365 nucleotides long. It is a transcript of the gene kl, whose product is annotated as klotho. Gene Ontology annotation, molecular function: hydrolase activity, hydrolyzing O-glycosyl compounds. The transcript has 13 exons. The coding region runs from base 179 to 3109 and encodes 976 amino acids. The record is from RefSeq and is a predicted model, not a curated record. Lineage: Eukaryota; Metazoa; Chordata; Actinopteri; Beloniformes; Adrianichthyidae. Gene Ontology annotation, biological process: carbohydrate metabolic process.
CCUUAGUGGGAGCGCGGAUCGCCCUGUGGAAGGACGGAGCCUCGUGCGUCAGGUGCCUUGGCUAAUGAUUGAUGAAUUGUGAGUCUGUGGUGGGUUCACAGCUGGCUGGCCGGCUGAGCUCCACAGACUGAAAGUCUCCAGUCAUGGUGAAGUGAAGAUCAGGUUCAGAUCAGGAAUCAUGCUCGCAUUUUUCAUAUUCCUCGUGGUCACUCCCGCAUCCGGAAAGCCCCGGGACGGUCUGAAAACGUGGGGGCGCUUCAACAGACUCCCCUACCCGGGUGACCAGGCUUUCCUCUACGACACCUUCCCUAAAGGCUUCAUCUGGGCGGUGGGCACGGCGGCGUACCCGGUGGAGGGCGCGUUCUCCAAGGAUGGAAAGGGGCUCUCCAUCUGGGACACUUUUACGCGCGGCGGGACGCGCAAAACCUGCGGGGACGUGGGCAGCGACAGCUACCACAACAUCGACGCCGACAUCCGUGCCAUCCAGCAGCUGGGGGUCAGCCACUACCGCUUCUCCCUGUCCUGGCCCAGGAUGUUCCCGAACGGAACGCGCGGGAGCUACAACGAGCCGGGAGUCAACUACUACCGGACGCUCAUCCGGAGGCUGAAGAAGAUCAACGUGCAGCCGGUGGUGACGCUCUACCACUGGGACCUGCCCGAGCAGCUCCAGCAGGCGCUGGGCGGCUGGGCCAACCCGCAGCUGGUGGACAUCUUCAAGGAUUACGCGGAUUUCUGCUUCCAAGAGUUCGGGGACGACGUCAAGUUCUGGAUCACCAUCGAUAACCCGUUCGUGGUGGCGCAGCACGGAUACGGCACCGGAGUGGUCGCCCCCGGGAUCAAAAACGACCCCGACCUCCGCUUCCGGGUCGGACACAACCUGCUGAAGGCUCAUGCAGCUGCAUGGCAUGUCUACGACCGCCACUAUCGCCCCCGGCAACAGGGCAAGGUCUCCAUGGCUCUGGCCUCCCACUGGAUCAAGCCCAGCCGGACGCGUUUGGAAAGCCUGCAAGAGUGCCAGUGCUCCUUGGACCACGUCCUGGGCUGGUUCGCCCGGCCGCUCUUCACGGACGGAGACUACCCCGCCUGCAUGAGGGCCCGUCUGGGCUCCCGGCUGCCCUCCUUCACCCAGGAGGAGAAGGAGUGGGUGAAAGGAACGGCCGACUUCUUCGCCCUGUCCCACGGAGCCACGCUGAGCUUCCAGCUCAUCAACGACAGCGUGAAGUUUGACCAGCAUGAGGACCUGGACCUGAGGAUGCUGCUUUACUGGAUCUACGCAGAAUAUGACAAACCGCCCAUCUUUGUAGUCCAAAGUGGUUGGUACGUCCUGGGCAACACCAAGACCAAAGACCCCAAACAAAUGUUUUACCUCAAGAGUUUCAUCGCAGAAACACUUAAAUCCAUCAUCAUAGAUAAAGUGAACGUGAUUGGAUACACAGCUUGGUCCCUCAUUGAUGGCUAUGAGUGGUACAGGGAGUAUGGGAUCCGCCGUGGACUCUACUACGUCAGCUUCAACACUCCUGAUAUGAAGAGGGAGCCAAAGACAUCUGCAAUCUUUUACAAGAAUGUCAUCCAAAAAAAUGGUUUUCCAGAGCUCCCGGAGAACAGGCCGGUGCAGGGAGUGUUCCCGUGUGACUUUGCGUGGGGGGUGUCUGCCAACUCUGUGCAGGUAGAGACCACUCCCACUCAGUUUGCAGACCCCAAUGUUUACCUCUGGAACGUCUCCAACAACGGAGAGCUGAUCAAGCUGGACGGCCUGGUCGCGCCACCUUUAAACCGAGCCACGCACUGCGCCGACUACGCCACCAUCAGACAGCAGGUGGAUGAAAUCAAGCAGGUGGGGGUCAACCACUUCCACUUCUCCCUCAACUGGUCCGCCGUGGUUCCCACAGGAGACGUAGCGACCCCCAACACCACCCUGCUGGGAUACUACCGCUGCUUCACCCGCCAGCUGCUGCAGGCUAACAUCACCCCGGUGGUCACCCUGCUGCACUACACGCCCAAACACAGCAGCCUGCCAGCGCCGCUCGCCAACACCACCAACAAGUGGCUCAACAGUAAUAUCCCAGAAGCCUUUGCAGACUAUGCCCGGCUCUGCUACAGAGAGCUGGGAGCGUAUGUGAAGAUGUGGAUCACCCUGAACGAGCCCAAUGACAAGGAGGUGACGUACCUGGAGGGGCACGAGAUGCUGCGGGCGCACGCUCUGGCCUGGCACGUUUACGACAACGAGUUCAGACCCUCACAGGGGGGAAAGGUGUCUCUGGUUCUGCACAUGAACUGGGUCGAGCCGGCGUUCUCCUUCAGCCGAGAGGACGUGGAGCCCGCCAAAAGGGUUCUGCACUUCACCAUCAGCUGGUUCGCGGAGCCCAUCUUCGGCAGCGGAGACUACCCGGUGGAAAUGAGGAGCUGGCUGCGCCAGCUGAAUUCUCUCGACAGAUUGCCAGUUUUCAAAGAGGAGGACAAACGGCUGGUUAAAGGGACUUACGACUUCUUUGCUAUCAGCCACUUCAGCACCGAUCUCGUGACGCACGCCAAAGAAGACUCCUACAUUUACACGGCAAAGCUUGAAGUCCAGUACAUGGUGGACACCACAUGGAUCAUGUCUCCGAGGCCCGUCGUACCUUGGGGUCUGAGGAAAGCCUUAAACUGGGUGAAGGAACACUACGGAGAUGUGCCGGUUUACGUGAUGGCGAACGGGGUGCAGGAGGACCCAUCUCACUUCAAGGACAGUCUAAGAGUUUACUACCUGUACAAUUAUAUCAAUGAGGCUCUUAAAGCACACAUCCUGGAUGGCGUCAACCUGAAGGGUUACUUUGUCUACGCCCUGAACGACCAAAGAGACCCAAAGUUCGGCUUGUACGGCCAAGUCCACGAGGAAGUCAUCGUCAAAGCCUCCCUCUCCAACUAUCGCAACCUCAUCCGGCACAACGGCUUCCCCGCUCAGGGCGCCGCUCCUCAGCAGUGUCCCGCCGCUCCUCAGGCCUGCCCAGGGUGCCACGUCCUGGUCAAGGGACCCAUGGUGGGCUUCCUGACCCUGGUGGGCUCGGGGGUGCUGAUCACUCUGGGCCUCAUUAUUUACUACACGUCCAAAAGACACAAGGAGUUAUACUGAUGGGCUCAACAAUGACUCAGAUGUCACAUUAAUUUAUAUUUUAUUGAGGAAUUCAGCGGCACAUUUCAGUAAACACUUCAAGUCCUUUUGUGUCGACAACACUCAUCUCCACACAUGCAGAGUAAGAUUUAUGGUCUUUGUAAUGAACUGAAGAACUCUCCCAGCUACUUCGUGAUCAUCUCCAGGGUUCCAGAAAACAAACAAAAAAAUUAAGUUAAUUAUUGAAAUAAAAUAUUUUCUGAGUUUGCUUUGGAAA